Molecule: messenger RNA, 2171 nt
Organism: Mustela lutreola (European mink)
Lineage: Eukaryota; Metazoa; Chordata; Mammalia; Carnivora; Mustelidae
Gene: GPR108
Product: G protein-coupled receptor 108
Exons: 17
Coding region: 45-1889 (614 amino acids)
Biological process (GO): transport
Cellular component (GO): Golgi apparatus; membrane
Source: RefSeq, a predicted model, not a curated record
UGGGUGCGUCAGAGGCGGUGUCAGGGGAGGUGGUGGCUCCAGAGAUGGCAGUGAGCGAGAGGAGGGGUCUCGCCCGCCGGAGCCCCGCGGAGUGGGGGCAGCCGCUACUGCUGCUCUUGCUCUUGGGCGGCUGCUCUGGGCGCAUCCACCGGCUGGCGCUGACGGGGGAGAAGCGAGCAGACAUCCCGCUGAACAGCUUCGGCUUCUACGCCAAUGGCUCCCUGGAGGUGGACCUGAGCCUCUUGCGGCUGGGCCUCCAGGAGACAGAAGAGAAGGACCCGCUGGUGGGGUUCAGUCUGACUCGGGUUCGAUCUGGCAGCGUUCGAUCCUACUCAACCCGGAACCCCCAUGACUGUCCUCUCCAGAAAAACAGCAGCAACCUGCUAGUUCUCUUCCUCAUCAACACCAAGGAUCUGCGGGUACAGGUGCGGAAGUAUGGGGAGCAGAAGAAGCUGUUCAUCUCUCCUGGGCUCCUCCCUGAAGUGCCCUCCGAACCAGUCACCCCCAAAGUGGACAGCGGGACCACCGCUGCGCCUGACAAGGCCAAGUCAAAACCCACAGUGUCUCAGGGGGACCAGCAGGGCCUCAGUGGGAAGGACAAGGAACUGGUCCUGGGUCUUGGGCAUCUCAACAAUUCCUACAACUUCAGUUUCCACGUGGUCAUCGGCUCUCGGGCCGAGGAAGGCCAGUACAACCUCAACUUCCACAACUGCUACAACUCAAAGCCGGGCCGGGAGCAGCCCUUCGACAUCACGGUCACGAUCCGGGAGAAGAACCCCGAGGGCUUCCUGUCAGCGGCGGAAAUCCCCCUCUUCAAGCUGUACAUGGUCAUGUCUGCCUUCUUCCUGGCCGCUGGCAUCUUCUGGGUGUCCGUCCUCUGCAAGAACCCGUACAACGUCUUCAAGAUCCACUGGCUUAUGGCAGCCCUAGCUUUCACCAAGAGCGUCUCCCUUCUCUUCCACAGUAUCAACUACUACUUCAUCAACAGCCAGGGCCACCCCAUUGAAGGCCUCGCUGUCAUGCACUACAUCACGCACCUGCUAAAGGGCGCCCUCCUCUUCAUCACCAUCGCCUUGAUCGGCUCUGGCUGGGCCUUUGUCAAGUACGUCCUGUCAGACAAGGAGAAGAAGAUCUUUGGGAUCGUGAUUCCACUGCAGGUCCUGGCCAACGUGGCCUACAUCGUCAUCGAGUCCCGUGAGGAGGGUGCCAGUGACUACAUGCUCUGGAAGGAGAUCCUCUUCCUGGUGGAUCUCAUUUGCUGUGGUGCCAUCCUCUUUCCUGUGGUCUGGUCCAUCCGGCAUCUCCAGGACGCGUCUGGCACAGAUGGCAAGGGUGAGGCCCUGGUCCCCGGACAGCUGUGCCCUCGGCCCCUGUCCCGCUUCCAGGCCCCUCUUUCUGAUCUCUGGAUGUCCCUUCCCUCCCCACCGGCUGCCCCUGCUUCGUGUCCUCUGAAAGGCCUCCCCUCCAGACUUCCUGCCCCUUGGAUACUCCCCCCAAACGGCCCUCCUGCAUUCCUCUCCCCUCCCCUCCCCUCGCCCGCCCGCGCACACCCGGCAGUGGCAGUGAACCUGGCCAAGCUGAAGCUGUUUCGCCAUUACUACAUCAUGGUCAUCUGCUACGUGUACUUCACGCGGGUCAUCGCCAUCCUGCUGCAGGUGGCCGUGCCGUUCCAGUGGCAGUGGCUGUACCAGCUCUUGGUGGAGGGGUCCACCCUGGCCUUCUUCGUGCUCACCGGCUACAAGUUCCAGCCGGCAGGCGACAACCCGUACCUGCAGCUGCCCCAGGAGGACGAGGAGGACAUGCAGAUGGAGCAGAUAAUGACUGAUUCUGGGUUCCGGGAAGGCCUAUCCAAAGUCAACAAGACAGCCGGCGGCCGGGAGCUUCUGUGAUCAGCCCCCAGUGUCUGGACCGGUCCUCCCUCCCUCACCUCCCGCCUCCGCCCUCCGCACACAUUCCUCACCCUCCAGCCCCGCUCCCAAGGCACGUGCGGUGGGGGAGAAGGGCGGCGCGGUGGGCACCCUGCUCUCCGGGCCCGGAGGCCCAGGAGCCCAUUCCGAAGAGAGCUCCCUUGUCUCCUCCCCCCCCCCCCCCCCGGGGCAGCCCUGGCCCUGCCCCAGAGCCACCCACCGCUCACAACUGUGCAAUAAUGACCGACCUGUUUUGCUACCCUG